CGCUUUGAAAUUGAUGAGUAUCGGUUGGUCUUCUGUUGGGACGCUCCUGCAGCAAUGGCUGCUAGUCGUCUACACAACUCCGCUUUCGCUCUAUUUCUUCGCAUCGCUGUCUACAAUAAGAAAAUGGAUCCAUCUCUGUUACCAAAGCAACAUUUGGAAUUCAUACGAGACCGAGGUGUAAUGCCCAGUAGGAGGCUAAUGAGUGCGAUAUCAUUUUUCAGUAAUUAUGGACAGAUAAUGGUUGAGAUAGCUAAGAAACGUGCACUUCUGGAUCCGAGCUUUUCCGGUGAUUUGCGCAGAAUAUGUGGAGAACUUGAGAAGGUAAGCUUCUUGCAUACUGAGGUGCUGUCUAAAGUGGAUACUGUCCACAGUUAG
Strongylus vulgaris is the source of this 375-nucleotide messenger RNA. NCBI's taxonomy places the organism in Eukaryota, Metazoa, Nematoda, Chromadorea, Rhabditida, Strongylidae. The record is from the annotation of a GenBank genome assembly.